CCACCAAUCAUUAUCGAUAGCCUGCUUGUUUACGUCCAAAACUUGUGAGGACCGUGGAGCGCUUCCCAAAUGUCCGCAGUAGGCAGCGAACAGUCUUGAAUUCUUCACCUUGGACUCAGAUGGAAGAUUGAAGGUGGUAAUCAUGGAUCUCGACACAGCUGCGCAUCCGAACCCGGUCGCGGAUCGUCACCACCGCAAAGUCGAACUCCAGUCCCCCAAUGACCUCACAUACCUGCAAUCCAACCUCGUCGCCUGCGCGCGUCAAAAACUCGAUCUACACUUUCCCCCUUCGGCCGCGGUGCAGGACAUUCUGCAGCCUGCGACAGUCAUACAACUGGGCGGCACCCAGCCGACCACCAGCGGAACGGAGCAGGGUCGCGACACGCAAGGGCAGGAUGGGGACGAGGUCGAGGAUCCGCUGCGAGCGCGCGUCCGCGAAGUCGUCGAGGCCUUCAUCACGCGCACGUGGGAAGGCGCGUGCAAGAACAUCACCGUCAACGGGCUGGAUGCGACGGCCCUGCCCGGCGCGUUGAGGUCCGCGGGCGGCGGAGAUCCCGCGACCGCACAGCAGCAAGACGAGCCGAAAGAGGAGAAGGAAGGGGUCGACUUUGUCCACGAGGCGUACGACAGCCGGCUGCAGGCCAGAGUCGCGGCGCUCUACGGGGAACUGGAGACAUUGACUACGCAAGUGAGCAAGCUGAGAAGGACGGCUCCAGCGCGAGGAGCGGAGACGCUCGCGAACAGGCUGAAGGAAGAGAUGGAAGCAGAUGGUGUCGAAUUCGAGAGGCGCAUCGCCAUGUCGCGGGAAGCAGAUGCUGGAGGAGACGUUCUUGGAUUGAAGCCACUCAGAGAUGGAUGGCUCGACGACGCCAAUGCCAUGUAUGAACGCGGGACGAACGAGCUUGCCGCGCUGGCCGGCGUCAACCGCGCCGAUGGCGACGCCAAUCACCGAGUAUAUGGUGCAAGUCUGACCGAGACAUUGGGCAAGAUUCAACGUGCGAGGACGGUGGCUAUGGAGUUUGAGUGAGCAAACAUGAUGACAAGAGAGCCACAUGCAUCCCGCAAAGAUCAGGAUGCUAUCAAUCCGAAUUCGACUCAACGGAUGUGGGUCACUUCAGUCUUUUCCCCAUCUCAGUGAAUGCCCACGAUCGGCCUGGGGACACUUCGAAGUCAGACAAUUAGGGUCUGCUUAUCGAGAGUCCGAUGAUCCUUGUCCGUGUGGCAUCCCGUCGGCCCCGUCCGUAACGAGGAACGCUCCUCUUGAUCACCGUUCCAGAAAGCGUCGACCACGAGAAGUCAAAUUUCUCACCAAACGUGAUGCAGCAAAGCAUCUGUGCUCAUGAAGUCCAGAGCAGUCAAGACGUACCGGUUCAUUCUACGUCACCAUUUGGUUGAGGUCAAUCUAUAGGAUGAUCUCUGGGCUCACGGAGGGGGAAAAAGAUGCUAAUCAGGAGAGUUGACCAAAGAUGUCAGUGCCGGUGCUUGCCGGGAUCCAUAUUGAUCUAUCAAUAUCGUGUCGAUCGCCUGUCUAGGAUAGGCAACGAACCCAGAUGUGCCGUGAAGAGUCGGACAAGAAGGAUAGAGAAAGCCCGCUUGAGAAGAAGCGAGCAGUAUUCGGAGGCAAAUAUCAGAAGAUCUCCGCCGAAAGCCAAUGUAUCAUCAAAAUGUACAACAAGCAAGUGCAGGAGCGGCUCUGAACUCAGGUCCUGGCGCCCUGUUCUUCCGUUUCUUCUGCCUUCUUCAACAUCUGUAGGCGUCCCAUGGAACUUCCUUCUUAGCGCUCUGUCGAAAAGGUCCGAGAUGAAAAUAUCUACGACCCUGCUGCCUCUUCAAUGGGC
Molecule: messenger RNA, 1838 nt
Organism: Cladophialophora immunda
Lineage: Eukaryota; Fungi; Ascomycota; Eurotiomycetes; Chaetothyriales; Herpotrichiellaceae
Exons: 1
Coding region: 143-1027 (294 amino acids)
Biological process (GO): mitotic sister chromatid segregation
Cellular component (GO): kinetochore; MIS12/MIND type complex
Source: RefSeq, a predicted model, not a curated record